UAUCAGACGCGCACACACGUUGUGUACAUACAUACAUAUAGUACAUGCAGAAAUAUAGUAUUUCACUUAAGAUCUGUACUCUUCUAAAAAAUAUAUAUAUACGCACUCAUUUUACAUAUGGAAAAUAUUUCACACGUAUAUAAAUAUAUCUAUACGUGCGUGUAUGAAAUGCUUUUGUAACCAUAAUUCUUUAUGAUUAGGUUUCAAAUUCAUACUGUCUACAAGAGGAGACAGUUUUAAAAAAUAUGCUAUUAAGCACAACGUCGCCUGUCAAAGACAGAAUAUUUUACACCGAAAUAUCUGUAUGUCUGUCUGUAUGUAUGUAUGUAUGUACACAUACAGUGUACGUCCAUCAAUGUACACGUACACACACACUAAGCAAACACGGAAGCGGCGACACACAGACAACAUAAUUUAUUUGCUAAAAAACUAUGGUGCUGUAAUCUGGACCAGCCUUACAUAUGUCUGUCGACCUCGCUCACACACACACAAAAAGUUCUCUCUCUUACUUGCUUGUCUUUUUUCUCACUUUCUCACACACACAUACAGACUCACACCGGCCUGUCGGACGGAGGAAAAUAUUGCAGCGACUGAUCUGUUUUCUCUUCUGAACAACAUCUCCAGAUAUUCUUCCUUACAUGUUUAAAUAUGUAUAUCAAUCCUGGAAUCUCUAACUAUUCUUAAAUGCAGCAUCGUUUUUUUUUUCAAAAAAAAACUAAUAGACAUUUCACCUCUUUUUCACUCCAUGUUCUUGUAGUUAAACAGGACAAACAUUCACAGACUUUCCUCUAUCACUGUCUCAGAGACAUUUUUACUCAAGUGAUCAUAAUACUCUUUCUCUUUCUCUUUCCAACACACUCACACUUAACAGGAUCAAUAUAUAAAAGCUAUUUUUUUCAUCCUCCACAGUUAUAGACCAGUACAUUUUUUAGACAUCAAACACUGCUGUGAGUACAUACAACUACAGAUACAGGCAAAGCAUCCAAACUAGACCAGAAUUUCGGCGAAAAAUUAUCCCGCACCUGCAGUAACCAGAACAAAACGACAGAGUAAAUAACAACAACAAAGGAAUCAGAGAAAGGUGUCGCCAGGACAGAAGAAGGUGAUUUUGAAACGUUGAAAUGUUGAAAACUGAAAUAAAACAAAAGUAAACUUAGUUCAUUCUGAAAUAUUCAUUUUAAAAGCUCAAAUAUUUGUUUUGAAACAUAUACCAAAAAUGUAUUCUAUGCAAGGUACUUCAACUAACUAUCCACUUGGUCGUCAGUUCACAUGUGAAACUUGUGGUGCUGUCUUCCCCCUCUAUGAUCAAAUGAAGAGACAUAAACAACAAACACACAGUGACAACAAGACAUAUUCAUGCUCAUAUUGCCACAAAGUCUUUGCACAAGUGUCUAGCAUGCGUAGUCAUGAGCGAUGUCAUACAGGAGAACGGCCCUAUACAUGUUUAACAUGUAGUCGUGGAUUUUCCCAGAAAGGGAAUCUAAAACAUCAUAUGAUGACUCACACUGGUGAGAAGCCAUUUAAAUGUCCACUCUGUUGGAAAUCUUUUUCUCAACGUGGAAAUUUGAAACAUCAUCAAAGAUGUCACACUGGUGACAAACCAUACACAUGUGUCACAUGCCAUAAAUCUUUCUCUCAAAUUGCUAGCUUAAAAAAUCACCAUCGAGUUCAUUCAGGUGAAAAGCCAUUUACAUGUGAAACAUGCCACAAAUCAUUUUCUCAAAAAGGAAAUCUUAAAAUUCAUGAGCGUUCACACACAGGAGACAAGCCUUACUCGUGUGAUGUUUGUCAAAAAGCGUUUUCUCAAAUCAGCAAUUUAAAGAUUCACAAAAUGUCUCAUGAUGGUCAGAAACCAUUUUCAUGUCCUAUCUGUGCUCGUGGAUUUUCCCAGAAAGGAAAUUUGAAAACUCAUAUCCGCAACCAUGAGAAUAAUAACCGUAAAAUGCCAUUGAGCUGUGAUGUUUGUGGUAAAGAGUUUGUUCAUAAAUCACUGCUGAAAUGCCAUGAAAAAACACACCUGGUUGAAAGAAUGAAUGCAAUAAAUGUUGCUCCCCACCACACACAACAUAAUGCCACUUCUAAUAAUGGCCCCAACAACAAUAACAACACAAGCCAUACCACCACCACCACCACCAAUCCACAUCAUCAACACCAGCCCCAUAACCAAAAUAUUAUGAGGGGCAUUGUGUACAAGCAACUUUAACUGAAAGAUUGAACUUUCCCACUGAUAAAGUGAAUUAAAAAUCAUCAAAAAUAAUCUGAGCAGCUGAAAAACAGAAAUAACUGGAAAAGAUAAAAAUCAAAAAGAAAAGUUAACAUUAUUUUUAGCUGAGGCAAAACAAAGUUAUAUAUUUAGAUCAAAUAUUUUUCUCAAAAGGCCUCUUUGGCUGUAUUUAUCUCAGUCUUAACCUAGUGCAUUUCCUCCAUUUCCUCACACCUUUGUUCAUUUUAAUUAAAUCAAGAAAAUAUUGAGUAAACACAAUUAUAUAAUGUUUAUAUACAAUCACAUUCAUAUGUACACAUAUUUAUAUAAAUACAUCACUUACA
Molecule: messenger RNA, 2547 nt
Organism: Octopus bimaculoides (California two-spot octopus)
Lineage: Eukaryota; Metazoa; Mollusca; Cephalopoda; Octopoda; Octopodidae
Biological process (GO): regulation of transcription by RNA polymerase II
Cellular component (GO): nucleus
Molecular function (GO): DNA-binding transcription factor activity, RNA polymerase II-specific
Source: RefSeq, a predicted model, not a curated record